AUGCCAGCCGGAGUGCCGAUGGGCCAGUAUUUGCGCUUUUCAGCAGCCGCUCUGCUGACCAUGCUUGCUGGUUCUCAGACUGUCCACUACUUGUACAGACCGCUGCAAGACCUGGACAAAUUGGUCCAAGAGGAGGUCGAGAGGAAAUUGGUGGCGAAACGUAGAGCUGAAUAGUCUUCUUUAUAUAAAAAAACGUUAGUUGUUAUCUCGA
Cloeon dipterum is the source of this 211-nucleotide messenger RNA. RefSeq names its product sloth 2 (gene sloth2). Gene Ontology annotation, biological process: mitochondrial respiratory chain complex III assembly. Bases 1 to 174 code for a protein of 57 amino acids. The record is from RefSeq and is a predicted model, not a curated record. The transcript has a single exon. Lineage: Eukaryota; Metazoa; Arthropoda; Insecta; Ephemeroptera; Baetidae.